AGUGAUUGCUGUAUCUUUUAUUUCCUCUCCUUUUAUCUUGCUUUGUGAUUCCCUUUUUUUCUCUACUGUUUCUGCUUUUCAAAUACACACGCUGAUCUUCUGCCGCGUAUUAAAGAAAGAAAGGAAAAAGAAAUUCCCUUGCUCACUUUCUUCGCUUUUAUCUUAUCUUUCUGUUGUCUGUGCCCUGCUGACGUAUCUCGCUUCCUCUGUCUCUCUCGCACAGCUUCCUCUUGAUCUCAGAAAAGAAAACCCGACCGCUUCAAAAAUGAUGCGCCGCAACUCGUUCAUGUUCUUGGUGAUUGUGGCGGCGCUGCUCGCGCUGACCUACAGUCCGUCCGCCCUCGCCAACGGCCUCUACGGCUUCAUCGACGAGGUCGCGGCGGAUCGUUACAAGAAGUUCAAGAAGGACAACGGCAAAGCCUUCGGUGAGAGCGCCGUUGAAGGAAAACGCUUCAACAACUUCAAGGCAAACCUUCGGUCAACGGUGUUUCUCAACGCGCAUAACCCGCACGCGCACUUCGACGUCUCCGGCAAGUUCGCUGACAUGACUCCGGAGGAGUUCGCGCAGCAGUACCUCAACGCUGACUAUUACGACCGCCAGCUGCCGGCACAUCGGGCGCGCGCCAAAGUUUUCGAAGGCGCACGCGGAUCGUCGUCGCAGUCAGACUGGCGUGAGAAGGGAGCCGUGACGCCGGUGAAGAACCAAGGCCAGUGCGGCUCCUGCUGGGCCUUCUCCGCCAUCGGCAACAUCGAGGGCCAGUGGGCGGCGGCGGGGCACCCCCUGACGGCGCUGUCGGAGCAGAUGCUCGUCUCGUGCGACAACGUCGACGAGGCGUGCAACGGCGGGAUUAUGGAUCAGGCGUGGGAUUGGAUUAUCGCCAACAACAGCGGGAAUGUCAUGACGGAGGAGAGCUACCCCUACGCCUCCGGCUCCGGCAUGGUGCCUUCGUGCAGCUCCACCGGUAAAGUCGGCGCCACCAUCAGCAGCCACGUCGCCAUCGCACAAGACGAGGCGGCCAUCGCGGCGUGGCUCGAGCAGCACGGUCCCAUCUCCAUCGCGGUGGACGCCUCCACCUGGCAGUUCUACUUUGGCGGUGUCGUGUCGAACUGCUUCUCCCAGCAGCUGAACCACGGCGUGCUGCUCGUCGGCCACAACGACAGCGCCGAUCCGCCGUACUGGAUCGUGAAGAACUCGUGGGGGACGUCGUGGGGCGAGAAGGGCUACAUUCGGCUGGAGAAGGGCUCGAACCAGUGCAUGAUGAAGGAGUACGCCAUGUCGGCGCAGGUGAGCGGACCGACUACACCGCGCCCGCCCAUCGCGUCCGCUGCGCCCGCGCCCGCCCAGGCCACAAACGGCAAGGUCAUCAUCCAGCGCAAGUGCCACAACAGCGGGUGCACGCUGCUGUGCAGCAACGUCACGUUCCCGACCGGUGUGUGCGUGCCGUCGAAGAAGAAUGGCGGCUCGGCAAUCCUGUCGUGCAGCGGGACGGAGGUGUCGGAGCAGGUGUUCACCUCCAACGACUGCUCAGGCACCGCGCACGUCGCGAGCAUGCCGGUGGGUAAGUGCAUCCACAGCUACCUCAGCUACCUUGAGAACAUCUGCAGCGACGCCGUGGCCGCCACCACCGCCGUGGAUACGAAGAACGACGCUGUCCUGGAGGAGCUAGUGCGACCGCACAUCCUUGGCCAGCCGCGCACGCCACGCCGUGCUCACUAG
This is a messenger RNA of Leptomonas pyrrhocoris, 1717 nucleotides long. RefSeq names its product cysteine peptidase A (CPA) (CPA). Gene Ontology annotation, cellular component: lysosome. Gene Ontology annotation, molecular function: cysteine-type endopeptidase activity. NCBI's taxonomy places the organism in Eukaryota, Euglenozoa, Kinetoplastea, Trypanosomatida, Trypanosomatidae. The transcript has a single exon. The record is from RefSeq and is a predicted model, not a curated record. The coding region runs from base 266 to 1717 and encodes 483 amino acids.